Molecule: messenger RNA, 2967 nt
Organism: Myotis lucifugus (little brown bat)
Lineage: Eukaryota; Metazoa; Chordata; Mammalia; Chiroptera; Vespertilionidae
Gene: NMT2
Product: N-myristoyltransferase 2
Exons: 13
Coding region: 16-1521 (501 amino acids)
Biological process (GO): N-terminal peptidyl-glycine N-myristoylation
Cellular component (GO): cytoplasm
Molecular function (GO): glycylpeptide N-tetradecanoyltransferase activity
Source: RefSeq, a predicted model, not a curated record
GUCAGACUCUAGCUAAUGCCUACAAUCUUGGUCAGGAUAUCAUGUUCCUCUCUCUACUGUACUGGAGAGGUUCCAGAGGGGACUUGGGGGCCAAAAAGAAAAAGAAGAAACAGAAGAGAAAAAAGGAGAAACCAAAUUCCGGAGGCACCAAGUCAGACUCUGCAUCUGAUUCCCAGGAGAUUAAGAUUCAACAGCCUUCAAAAGUGUCUGUCUAAUUAUCUGAAUAGCACAACAUCAUCUGGCAGCAGAUUUCAGCGGGAGCAGCCACGGAAUCCUGCCAUCCCAGUGCAGAAGUUGCAGGACAUCCAGAGAGCAAUGGAGCUGUUGUCGGCGUGCCAGGGCCCCACCAGGAACAUCGGUGAGGCUGCCAAACACAGAUACCAGUUUUGGGACACACAGCCGGUACCCAAACUAAAUGAAGUGAUAACAUCUCAUGGUGCAAUUGAAGCAGAUAAAGACAAUGUGCGCCAAGAACCGUACUCCUUGCCACAGGGCUUUAUGUGGGACACGUUAGAUUUGGGUAAUGCAGAAGUGCUCAAGGAGUUGUACACCUUGUUAAAUGAGAAUUACGUAGAGGACGAUGACAACAUGUUCCGGUUUGACUAUUCGCCCGAGUUCCUGCUGUGGGCCCUGCGUCCCCCAGGCUGGCUUCUUCAGUGGCACUGUGGAGUCAGAGUGUCUUCGAACAAAAAACUGGUAGGGUUCAUAAGUGCCAUCCCAGCAAACAUUCGGAUUUACGACAGUGUGAAGAAGAUGGUGGAAAUCAACUUUCUUUGUGUUCAUAAAAAAUUGAGAUCAAAACGGGUAGCCCCAGUGUUAAUUCGAGAAAUAACUAGAAGAGUGAACCUGGAAGGGAUUUUCCAGGCCGUUUAUACUGCUGGCGUGGUUCUUCCGAAGCCAGUGGCCACAUGCAGAUACUGGCAUCGGUCACUAAACCCCAGAAAAUUGGUAGAAGUGAAAUUUUCUCACUUGAGUAGAAACAUGACUUUACAGAGAACAAUGAAGCUGUACAGACUUCCAGAUGUGACAAAGACUUCAGGCUUGAGACCAAUGGAACCGAGAGAUGUCAAAGCAGUUCGAGAAUUAACCAACAGUUACCUGAAGCAGUUUCACCUUGCCCCGGUGAUGGAUGAAGAGGAAGUAGCCCACUGGUUCCUCCCCCAGGAGCACAUUAUUGACACGUUUGUAGUGGAGAACUCCAGUGGUAAACUUACUGACUUCCUGAGCUUCUACACACUCCCCUCCACAGUCAUGCACCACCCUGCUCAUAAGAGCCUCAAGGCUGCCUACUCCUUCUACAACAUUCACACGGAGACGCCCCUGUUAGACCUCAUGAAUGAUGCGCUCAUUAUAGCUAAAUUGAAAGGAUUUGAUGUAUUCAAUGCACUAGAUUUGAUGGAAAAUAAGACAUUCUUGGAAAAACUCAAGUUUGGAAUAGGAGAUGGCAAUUUACAGUAUUACUUGUACAAUUGGAGGUGUCCAGGAACAGAUUCUGAAAAGGUUGGACUUGUAUUACAAUAGAUGGAUGUUUCCAUUCCUAGAACUCUGAUACCAUCCAUCAUCAUUUGUUAAUAUUCUAUUUAAUGAUUCCUGGAACUGUCAUUCCAAAGAAUAAAAGCACAACCUAAGUGAAACCGAUGCAGUCAGUAAUAAUUGGAAAAGAUGAAAAAACAUCCAUAUGUGACCAAUACUACAUACUAGCUAGAAUGUUAACAUUCUUCCUUUUUUCACUGUUUACCCAUUUGAAGGAGGGAUGAAAGAGUACAAAGAGCACAUUCCUCUAAUUUUCAAACUUUUGACCGUCUCUUGAAGGUAUUUUUCCAUUCUCUAGAAAGGGCCUUUUUUUUUUUAUGGAUGGAACAGAAGUCACAGACUUGUGUAAGAAAAUCUUUGCUAAUGUAUGGAGAUAAACUGCUGCAUUUCUAUUUAUGAAGUGAUGGUCUUUUUGUCUGUGUAACAGAAUAAAGGAUCCAAUUGGGAAAUUUUUCUUCCUAUCAUCUUCCAUGCUAUCAUUGGAGACAUUUCUGGAAUCAGCAUUUCCACAACUCCAUGAUGAGUGGUGGGUGUUUGUGUGUAGAGCAAGAUAAAAAUGUACUGGUGACUAGUACAUUUAUUUCUCCAGAAGCAAAGUUGUCAAAUCAAGAAACACACAAAUUUGUACUCUAAUGUUCAACAGGUUGGUGGAUGGGUUCAAAAGCAAAGUUUUGUGCAAACAUGAAAUGUGCUCUCUGAAAGAGUAUGCACCAUGACUAACUAGACUUUGCUGCUGCUGCACAAACUUGUUUCUUUUCAGGAACAGCAAGGAUAUGUGAGGAAAAGAAAAUAAGUGCUAAAGUCAAAGGAACUGCCCAGUGGAAUUUAUUAGUGCUAUCAGGAUAUUGAUAGUUUGAAUGUUUUUAUUACUUAUGCAAAAUUGCACAUAUUCCUUAAUGCUGACUUUAAUUUAUCAUGAAAGCUGUCAUGCUAAUAGAAAAUGUCUUAUUUGUAAAUAAGUAUUCAUACUUUUGUUACUGAUGGUGUUUUUAUCUAGAAUUUGAAAAAACAAGUUUCACAGUGUACAUAUAUAUAUAUAUAUAUAUUGUCAAUAGUCCAAGGAGAAAAAAGAUGCUAAAUGAGGCCAUAUAAACUGGCCUUGACUCAUUCCACGAAGUAGUUACUUUUUUCUGCCUUCCCUCUUCCAGUGCCUAGGCUGUUCUGUCCAGAAAAUUUUAAUUAUUUUAGACAACAUGAUGGCUUUUCCUUCAUGUUAUAAGUAGUCAAAUGAAACCAGUCCUAUCUUAUACCAGGCAGGGGCUAACAAACUAUAGCCCAUCACCCUAAUCCAGCCCAUCACAUGUUUUUGUACACCCUAAGCUAAAGAUGGUAUUUACAUUUUUGAGUGGUUAGAGGAAAAUAAUAACAUUUUGGGAUACAUGAAAAUUGUAUGAAUUUCAAAUUUCAGCAUCCAUAAAGUUUUAUUGGAACACA